This is a messenger RNA of Schistosoma margrebowiei, 7357 nucleotides long. NCBI's taxonomy places the organism in Eukaryota, Metazoa, Platyhelminthes, Trematoda, Strigeidida, Schistosomatidae. The record is from the annotation of a GenBank genome assembly.
GCGCCUUUUGCGCUUUUUCAAGUAAAACGCUACGCCGAUGAUGACUAAUGCUUUUUCGAGCCUGUUACCUAAGAAACAAAUUAAUUCCGAUGUUUUUCUAAACGAACAUGCUGGAUGUGAUGGCUGCGUUACUAGAAUUGCAGUGUGGGAUACGGGUAUUGACCCGACAGCUGCAGGCUUACAAACUACACCUGAUGGAAAACGAAAAAUUGUGGACAUGAUUGAUGCUUCAGGUUCUGGAGAUGUAAAAAUGAAAUAUAAACGAUGUAUUAACAAGAAGCAUCGUGUCAUUGAAACACUGACCGGUCGUAAAGUAGAGAUACCGAGUCAUUGGAAUCCUCCAGAUGGCAUAAUACGAAUUGGAGUGAAGCCAGCAUCUGAACUAUUCCCAAAACUUUUGAUGCAACGAUUACGCAGCGAAAAUCGAGAUAAUUUUUGGCGACCAUGUAUCAAACGUUUAGCUGCAAAUUUAGCUUGUGAUCUGACUGAAGCUGAAGAAUAUUUAAACCAUAACCUUGUGUCAAAUCAUAACGGCAAUAAAAGUAAUUUUAGAAAAUUAGUGGAAUGGGGUUCGACUGAAUUGUCUACCGAGCCGAAACUGAUCAAUCAGAAUUUAGAUACUGUUUCGCCUCAAACAAAUUCUACUGUAAACAAACAUUCCCAACAGAAAAGUUCAUCGGAAUUUAAGCAAGAUAACUCUAACUUUUCACCGUCCACUGCAAAAGUUCAAUUGAAAAAUGCUGCUCGGUGUUUGGAAGAAAGUCUAAUACUUUUAGAUCAACAUUAUCCACCUAUGGAAAUUGUAUACGAUUGUUUUGUUUUUCAUGAUGGCAAUGAAUGGGUUGCUUGUAUAGAUACAAGUCCAUACAAUCCAAAUACAACAUUGUCCGAUUUACCAUUAUUACGAGAUUAUGCAGUUAACCAUGAAUAUGCAUCAUUCGGUGAACAAACCCAACUUUAUUAUACAGUGAAAAUUUUUGACAAUGGAAAGUUACUACAGAUUGUUACAAAUAACAGUAGUCAUGGCACUCAUGUUGCAGCGAUUGCCUCAGCGUAUUUUCCCAAUCAUUCAAAAGAUUCAUCUACUAGUAGUGGGACUGUUACUGGUUCUACCGUGUUGUGUGAUCGUGAUGGAGUUGCACCUGGUGCACAAAUCGUUAGCAUUAAAAUUUCAGACAGUCGUUUAGGUCCAAUGGAAACAGGAAUUAGUUUAUUACGUGCCAUCCGAUGGACAAUUGAACUAAAAUGUGAUAUUGUGAAUUAUAGUUUUGGUGAACAAGCAAUGUGGCCAAAUAUUGGGCGUAUCUCAAAGUAUUUGAAUCGAAUGAUUCAUAAAUAUGGUAUCAUUAUGGUUGCAAGUGGUGGGAAUAACGGACCUAGUUUGGGUUCAUUAAGUUGUCCAGGUGGUACAGUUCAAGGUGUAAUUGGUGUUGCACCCUUAGUAUUUCCUGACAUGAUGCAUUAUCUAUAUUGCCAACCAAGUGAUUCAUCAUCUAAUUACAACUGCCUAUAUAAUAAGUUUUGUGAUAAUGAUUCUCAAUCAAACUACCAAUCAGAUGAUGUGUAUUCAACUUCUCGAAAUUCUGUGAAUCAUUCUUGUCUUAGUGAAAAUGCUAAACCAACUGCUUAUAAUUGGGGUAGUCGUGGUCCAGCAUUCGACGGGGCUUUGGGUGUAUGUGUUGCUGCUCCCGGUGGUGCUAAUACGUCUAUAGCUAGUUGGCAAUUAAAGCCAGCCAGUGUUUUGAGUGGAAGUUCAAUGAGUGCGCCUAUGGUUACUGGUGGAAUUAGCCUUAUACUCUCUGGAUUGCGUCAUCGAUAUACGUGUAUUGAUAGUGAACGAUUGAAAAUUCCACCAUCACUUAUUUAUAGAUGCUUAAUGACUACUUCUAAGUCAUUUGAACAUUUAUCUUAUUUGGAUCAAGGUUAUGGUUUGAUGCAAGUAGAUAGAGCCUUCUGUUAUGUAGAUCGGCUCAUACAUAAAUUAUAUGAACGAAAUAAAGAAAUAACUAAUCUGUGUACAGAUUUCAAGAAUAUAAAUGGUAUUGAUCAUGUUAAUGAUGAUGAUGCUGAUCAUAUAUCUUCACCAUCAUUACAUGUUAAAAACUCGUCAAUAAAAUUAUUGCCUGUACCUGAUCCAUGUAUAAUGUAUGGUUGGCACAUUCGAUUGACUGUUUCUGGACCUGGUUGUACACUACAAAAUCGUGGAAUUUGGUUAAGACGUGGUUGGUUAUUGAGUCCACGAGCCGUGAGUAGUAUAACCCCAUUACCGUUGUUACGGUACACCGUGAGUAUGAACAUUGAAUUUGACGAGUAUGUUCCUAUUGGUAUUCGACGAAACAUGGAAUUGCAUUUAACUACUGAGGUAACUUCCGAUCUAGAUAAACUAACAAAUUGUAAUGCUUGGUUACAAAUUGCAUCAAUCAUAACUGUUACAAGUACACCAAGAGAUAUUAACUUAGUUAUCGAUCCAAAUAGAUUUAAUCAAUUGUUAUGUGAAAUAAAUGAGGAAAUUUCUCCCUCAAAUGAUGAAUGUGAUGCAACAAUAAAGAAAACACAAUAUUUAUGUAAUAAAUGUGUAGGGAUUAACAAAAACCUUUCUAAGGGACUCUUGAAUCGUCAGGAGAUAUCUUCGCUAACAGAGGAUCAAUUGAAGUCACAACUAUGCGCAGAACAACACAAUGAAUUGUCAAGUUUCGGUUGGCCAUCAAAUCUAAUUUCUUCAGUUAAACAUCCUUUGCAUUCAUUGCCUGUUAAAUCACAAAAACCAUAUGUUAUGAUGCUUAGUUUCAAAGCUAUUAAUGAUCCAGAAAUGGGCCGGUUAGCAGAUUUGCCAAUAAUUAUACAUAUGCCCCAUAGAUUACAUAGAGAUUGUUGUUCGGACCACCCACGUUUCUUGUUCUCAGAUAGAUUUGAUGCUAAAAAUAAAGUAAGGAGAUGGUUCAUUGAAGUUCCCUAUGGAGCUACUGCGGGAAUUUUACGUUUAGCACGGUUAGAUGAUGAUGGAGAUAAAUCGUGUGAAUUUACGAUUACUAUUAAUUCACCAUGUAUUGGUAUGGAUUCGGAUAGUCAAGAAAUUCGAUGGACAUUUGUUGAAUUAAAUAAAUUUGGUCCAACUAAAUCAACUUUAAAACGCAGUGAUAAAUAUGGACCAUCAUUGAGUUCAGAUGAUUUCGACUGUGCAUCACAAUUUGGAUUUCCUAUUAAAUGGGAGACAGAUUGUUUAGAAUUAACUAUAGCACAACAUUGGGGAUUAGAAAUGCCAGCUAUUGUAAUUGGUGAAUUGUAUUUUCGUGGUCUUGAACCAAGUCUUAAAAACAUUGUAUUGAAUACAAGUGAUCGUUACUGUCGUAUCGGUUUACGUUCUAAUUUUAUUAAUGAAUCAAUACAACCGGAUAUAUGGUUAACUCAUUGGUGUUUGCCUGUCAAGCCUCAUGAUUCGAAAAUUUUUUAUUUAGGUCAUGGAACAAAUGAACUGCUUCCCAACGAUUGUGGUUCGUAUGCUCUACGUUUAACAUAUCGGUUUAGUUGUCCUUUCAAAUCAGCUACAACCAUCAUUUCUUUGCCUUGGUUACAAGAUAUGCUUUAUACCAGCGAUUAUUCAAUUCAUAUAUUUCAUAUUUAUGAUAAUUGUGGCCGAUAUAUUGGUGCUGGUGAAUACGAUGGACACCGUGAACAACGUCCGAAAUAUACUUUCAAUUUACAAAAAGGUGACUAUAAAGUGAUUGCACAGAUUUGCCAUGAAAGCGGUCCAUCUUUAAAACGUGAACCAAUAAAACCAUUAUCUGUCCCCUGUUCACCAGGGAACGAAUUGUCGUAUAUUUUAAGUGAAUACAAAAAUGCUGAUUCUACCGCGAUCAAUUCCACUUGGUCACCGUUACAAUCAUUACAAAACACUCCAAUAUUAGUAAGUUUUCGUUUAACUGGAGGAAUGGAAUUAGCUAGUGGUAGAAAAGGUGGUUCUUGUUUAACUGGACAAAGUGUUGUACAAUUUGAAUUCAGCUCAUUCCCUUCAUCGCUUAAUUUGAACGGUACCAAAUUUUGUUCUGCUAUGGAUCCUUUAACAUCUGAUGCAAAACAAACUUCAAUGAUCAAUCAUAGUGUAUUAAAUAAUUAUUCAUCAAAUACAAUUACAAAUGAUCAACACACAGAUAAUAUUGAAUCAAAUCGUUUUGAAUUGGUAAAGCGAUUGCCAUGUCUUCCUAGUCGAGUAAAUGCAUGCGAAACAAUUAGUAUUUUUCUAGGUCUUACAAAUGAACGUUAUCCGACGUAUACAGUACCAGGUUCAUAUUUUUCCGGAGCGAUUGGAUUCUAUGAUUCUAAUUUAUUACAUAAUUUAGUAACUUAUCCAUUUCGUUUAGUCAUGGAUAAUUCAAACAUAUUGUCUUCAAAACCUACUUUAAUUACAACACCAACUACUACUACUUCUACUAAUAACGCUACUUCAUCACCUGUACUCCUCUCAUCUUCCAUACUAUCGUCUGAUCAUAAUAAUAUAAAAGUAAAAGAACUUCCUAGAAAGUUAUUAAUCAGCUAUAUGGGUUUAAGUAAUGAAGAUCUGGAAUGGAUCCAAUGUUUUGGUGAGUUAUUCCUCUUCAACUCUAGGUCAAUUGAACAUCAGUAUAAAAAGAAUGAAAAUUCGCUUAAUAAUAGUAAUAAUAAUAAUGGUGAUUGUAAGGAUAUAGACACAUCCCAUACAUCAAUUCAUCAAGAUCAUCACGAAGAGGAAAUGUGCCAAUUAGAAAAAUCUCAUGAAAAUAAUAAUACUUAUCAUAAUUCAUCAUCGAUUAUGUGUGAAAACUUGAUCAAUAAUGUGAAAACAGAUUUAACUGACGAGCGUAAAGGAUGGGACGCUGAUAAUAAUCCAAAUAGUUAUGUAAAUGACGUUGAACAAAAGGCGGAGGUUAAUAACUCGACGAAAUCAUCACCAAACGAAUUAGAUUCACAAUCAAAUGAUCAUAAUACUCAAGAUUCAUUGAAUUUCAUUGAACAAGAUACUAAAAUCUUGACAAUAUCCGACAAUAUUGACUUUAAUGUCAAUAAUUCAAGCAGAGAAACGGUGCGCGGUCAACAAACAUUAGAGGCAACGGCAUCAGUAAUGGUAACACCACCGAAAUCCACGACAGAACAUAAUCUCUCAAAUGAUAACAAAAAUCAAACAUCAUUCAAGGUGAACAACUAUAAUUCAGAUGAAUUCAGUGCUAUUCUUUGUAAAAUUCAUGUAGAUUUAUGUGCAUUGGAUAAACCGUUCAUAAGUACCUUUGACAAUGAUGAUGAUAAUAAUAAUAACGAUGUUAAUAUUCGUAAUGAUUGGCAUACUAAUCUAUGCAUACUUUUAAAAGAACGUUUCAAACUGUGGUAUGAUAUUGAUUGUUUAAUGAAUGGUCGAUUGAUAAAUUCCGAUGAAACAUUGAACCUGUUGAACAGAUUUUUUGAAUUCUCAUCAAUGCCAACCAUACAAAAGACGACACAAUUACAUAUUAUGGAUAAUUCAAAAGUUUCAAUUAAAUCUUCAUCAGUGCCUACGAAAGAGAAUAAUUUAUUUUAUCAUCUAUUGAAUGUUUCAUUACCAUCUAGUAAUAAUAAUAAUAAUAGUAACUCAGUGACACCUAUGAAGAAGAAUCUCAAGACCAACACUUUAGCCACUACUGAUGGUGCAUGUCUUUUUGCAAGUUCUUGUAGUAAUCUAUCAUUGAAUGGUGAAUAUACGCUAUCGUCUCCUUUAUCAUCACAAUUAGAACUUUGCAAAUCUGAUUCUUUGUGUAAUCUUCUUAGACCUGAACCUUCUGAUGGGUGUGUUGUAAGUCAAUCUAAUCAAGGAAUAGUCAAAUCUGAAAACAAGAACAAUAAUCAAAAAUCCAUGGGAAUUAAUGCUAUUGAAUUUAAAUUACGUCUUAUAGAUAUAUUAACUCGUUAUGGUCGUCUUAUUGCUGAACGUUUAAUUUGUUUAAAUUAUAUAAAUCAUCAAUUGAUUGAUACAAAUCAAUAUAAAUGGUCAUUAUAUAAUUUUAUUAAAUCAAAAAUGAUAUAUUCAAAUGAUCCAAUUGAUCAACAAUCAUUAUCUUGUCUUGAAUUAAUUCAAUAUCUUGAUCAUAUUUAUAAACGUUUAAUGAAAUUAAUUAGUCAAACAAUUUUAAAUAAUGAUUCUAUUGGAUUAAAUAUUCAAUUAGGUAAUAAUGCUUUACCUAGUUGGCUUCUUUUAUCAGUGAAUGAAAAUUUAUCAUCUAUGAAUUAUGGUUCAAUUGGUGGAAGAUUAAUUACAUUUUUUAUUUUAUAUAUGAUAAUUAAACAACAAUAUGCUGAAGCUAUUUAUUAUUUUCUUCGUUUAUUAUAUCAAAUUGACGAACCUCCUGUCGGAGCAUUAAGAGGUAUUAUUAACUGUCCAUUUCCAUCUUCGUCUACAUCUUCAUUUGGAGUCCUACGUCAAUGUCAUGCAACUUUAGAAAAUUCUUUAGAGAUAUCUAAAUCAACUCUUCCUUGGCUAACAUGGCUUCUAAAACAAAUUGAUUGGUCUGAUUUAGCCGUUUACUUAAAUCAACAAUCUCCAAUAUUAUUUCCUCAAAGAGAUUAUAGUCUAUUAGGUGUAAACAAUUAAUUGAAUCUAUUCAAUUCAUUUAUAUUUAUAUUUUAUAAAUAUAGUGUCUUUCAAAGAAGAUCAAUAUCAAAAUCCCCUUACCCCUUUUUUAUCAUUAUUAUACAAAUGAUACUUUUGAAUAGUUCUCUUGAAUGUAGCUUAGUAACAAGAUCUUGUAAGUUGUUCUGUUUGUUUCUGUUUUGUUUGUUUGUUUAUUUCUUUAUCAGUUGUUUACUUAAAUGCCUUAUUGUUUACUUGUUUACUUUUAUUCAACUAUAACUUAUCACUUAUUAUUUUGUGUGUGUAUGUGUGUGUUUGUGCUGAUUUUCAUUUCAAAUUUUAUUUAUUUUGUUAAGAAUGCCACAAAAAAAGAAGAAAACUGUACAAUAAUGAAUGAUACUUUCGUUCGUUUAUUUGUUAAUGUAAACUGAUGUAAGAUCAAUAAAGUGGAGAGACCUUUGAAUGACGUUCAGAUGACUUUGAGUAUAUCCACCCUAUUAAUUAAAACCGAAUAAAGGUUACCAUUUUCUUUGGAAAUUUCCAUAAACUUAUAAACUUUGAGCCUUUUAAGCAAUCAUUUAGUCAAAAAUAAUACAUAACGUGAUCAGUCAGUUAGCUACAACGUAGAACUAGGCACAUAUAUGCAUCGGUCUAAGUUGCCAUAUCUCAUUAGAAUUAGGAUAUACAAUUAAUGGUUAAGGUUAAGGAAUAUAUAUUAAGGGUUUUUAUCAUGAACUGAUAUAAUUUAUAAUGUCAAAAUGUUAUUUACUUAAAUGAAUAAAUAAA